Molecule: messenger RNA, 1063 nt
Organism: Vespa mandarinia (Asian giant hornet)
Lineage: Eukaryota; Metazoa; Arthropoda; Insecta; Hymenoptera; Vespidae
Gene: Hou
Product: GID complex subunit 8 homolog protein Houki
Molecular function (GO): protein binding
Source: RefSeq, a predicted model, not a curated record
CUUCAUAUACACGUAUACACAGUUAAGCGUACUCGAGAAAAAGAUUGUUACAAAGUGGUAUAAACUUUUUAUAUUUUCUUUUGUAGAAUGACAAAAUUAUAAUCAAUCAUUGUAAAAAUAGAUUGUGUCGACCAAAUAAAAGUUUUCAGAUGAAAUAAACGUAGUAAAAAUUAGGCAAAUUGAGAUUAUUUAUUUGUUUGUUUAUUUGUUUUUUUUUUCUUUUUCUUAUAAAUUUUCCGAUCAUUUACGUGCGGAGUGAAAUGAAAAGUGUGUUAUCGAAUAAUCCAAAAUUAUUAAGGAUUGUAAAGAUAUUAGAAGGCUAACAAAUCUUCAACGGUUUAUUCUCUAAAUGAAUAUUCUUCAAAGGACAAUGAGCUUUCCGGAGAAACAGGAUGGUAUAUCUAAAGACGAGUGGGUCGCUAAACUUGAAGAAGGAUCGCAUAUGCAGAGAGUCUCUAUGAAUAAUUUGAUAAUGAAUUAUCUUGUAACUGAAGGGUUUAAAGAAGCAGCUGAAAAAUUUCAACAAGAAUCUGGAGUUGGUCCGACAAUAGAAUUGAGUUCAUUGGAUGAUAGAAUUCGUAUUAGAGAUGCUAUACAAAAUGGUCGUAUUCAAGAAGCUACGGAUUUGGUCAAUCAAUUGCAUCCUGAAUUAUUGGACAAUGAUAGAUAUCUUUAUUUUCAUCUGCAACAAUUACAUCUCAUCGAAUUAAUUCGUACUGGGAGAAUCGAAGAGGCAUUACAGUUUGCUCAAGAUCAACUUAGCGAAGCUGGAGAGUCAGAUGAUAAUAUAUUGUGCGAAUUGGAACGUACGUUGGCUUUGUUGGCUUUUGAUGAACCACAUAAAAGUCCUUUCAGCGAUCUUCUUCAUCCUACUCAUCGACAAAAGAUUGCCAGUGAACUAAAUGCUGCUAUAUUGAAAAUGGAACAUAGAGAAUCUACCAGUCCAAGAUUAAAUAAUCUAUUAAAAAUGAUUUUAUGGGCGCAAGAUGAGCUGGAUAAGAAAAAAGUAAAAUAUCCUAAAAUGACUGACUUGGGUAGUGCAACUAUUGAAAGUCCAAAAUAA